AUGGCUGCCCUAGCCCGCCAACCCACGCGCUCCAUCCUCCUCCAGACGCCCAUCGUCAUCCUAUUCCUCACCUCAACCAUGGGCGCCAUCGCCAUCCUUAUAUUCUACACCAUCCAGGUGCCUGCGUUCGGCGCGGUGCCCCCGUAUAUCGACCACGAGAUCUUCCAGCUGAGCGUGGUGCUGUCGGUGACGGAUCGGGUCAAUUAUCUGCUCAGUGACCUCAUCGUCGUAUGGCGUGCUUGGGUAUUAUGGCCUGACAACAAACUCGCCCGCGCCGCGUUGGUAGUAUGUAUGUGCGGGAGUACGGUCGGCCUCCUUAUCGAAGUCGUUUGGGCCUUCCAGGACUAUGGCGUCCUUGAGCCUGCGACGCACUCCCUGCUGAUGACGGUCCCGCUCCUGGUGACGAAUAUGGUAUGUACGGUGCUGAUGGCAGCAAGGUGUUGGUACUAUCGCCGCGACAUCAAGCGCUCCCUUGGAACCUCGAACCGCACGCGCAUCGAGAGCAUCCUUCUCAUCCUCGUCGAGUCUGGCUUCGUCUACUGCGGUCUUUGGAUCAUGUUCCUCAUCCUCCGUCAAACCUCCACUUCUAACGCCGAAGCAUACGGGGUCGUCAAGACCGCCUUCCACAGCCUCGCGGGCAUCUACCCGACCUUCAUCGUCCUCGCUGUCGCUGGGCAGCGCUCUGCGGCCGAGUCGACGAUAUUCACCUCUGCACCCGUCACGCAUCCCAUCGACUUCGCACCGAGUGACGGGGCAGGGGAGGGGAGUAGGGUCAGCGAAGGUCGUGGAAGAGGCGAAUAUACGACGACGGGCGAACUUACGGACGAUGAGACUUGGGCAUCGGCGGGUGGCACGUCGACCUCGGGUGACGGGUCGACGCAGGUCGCGUCGGAGAUGAUCAAGUUGGAACGGCGGAAGAAGGGGUCCCACUUUUUGAAUGUCGGCGGGGAGAGCUCUUCGUACGCAGAAGCGGGGUCACUGGGCACGCCGUAUGCGGUUACGCUUCUGCAGCGCCGGUCUUGCCCGGUCGAGUUCAGAUGGGUUAAGGGUCACUCGGGCAACAAAGGGAAUGACGCCGCCGACAUCCUCGCCAAGGAUGGAGCAGCUCGUUCUACCGCCUUCGCGCUGCCAAGUGCUCCCCCUUGGGGUCCGCCAGCUAGCACGCUCCCACGCUCCGCCCUGAAGGUCUUUACCACCCUCCCCUCUGCCCCUCCCCCUGCUCCACCACCUCGGACAUCCCAUCAGGAACAUACGGGGUGCCCGUACUACACAAGUCGCGCUACAACCAGUGCUACGGAGCCAAACAACACAUGA
Molecule: messenger RNA, 1314 nt
Organism: Schizophyllum commune H4-8
Lineage: Eukaryota; Fungi; Basidiomycota; Agaricomycetes; Agaricales; Schizophyllaceae
Exons: 8
Coding region: 1-1314 (437 amino acids)
Molecular function (GO): nucleic acid binding; RNA-DNA hybrid ribonuclease activity
Source: RefSeq, a predicted model, not a curated record